UUGAGGGCGGGAGUCGAGAGCGGAAGUGGGAAGAAGCACACGACAACAUCAACAAAACAAAACAAAAGGUGCACACGAGAUACAAUUAGAUUUUUUUUUUUUUGAAGGUUCACUGUGGUUAAAGCUUGGUAUAAACCCAGAUUAACGUUGUUUACAUAUGAUUGCGCGCAUUUUUUUUAAAAUGAGCAUGUUCAUCAUCGCACAUUAGCUAAUUGCUAGCUAGCCUGCCAGUAUUGCUAACGUUAUUUAACGUUUAAUUGGACUGUUAACUUGGCAACACUGCGUAAACAACCAUGGAAAGCCUGUACAAGCGUAAAGUGUUCGCAACGUUGCGAAAAAAUAAAGCUGAAGCGUCGAAGAAAAGGGCUCAAAUCGGUUUGCCGUCGUCUAUCCUUGAUGACAGUGACGAGGAGUCCUGCGCGAGCACGACCAGCAUCAGCGCUUCAGAGAGUGACUAUCAGAAUUCGGACAGUGGGAGCGAAAGUACACCUGCCAGUGGGGAACAGAGCCCUGCCAGCGAUGGUAGCAGCUCCAGCGAAGGUAGGUCCCGUCCUCGUCGGAAGCGCGUCCUCGCAGACAGCUCCAGCGACUCUAACAGCGACGUAGGAACCAAGCCUAAAAGGAAAGUCGUUCCCAAAAAACGCGUAAAACAACAAAGCCACGAUUCCGAUUCGGAGGACGAGAGUGCUGCAGAAAAGGACAAAAAAGUUGCCGAAGCUAAACAGACCGCAGCUAAACGAAAGCAACGCCAGUCUAAACUCCUGGCAUUAUCCAAGAAGAUGAAGUCCCGCGUUCCCAAACGCAGGGGCACGUUGGAGGAUUCAAGUGAUGAAGACAUGGGUAAAGUAGCUGAAGAUGUUAGUGGCGAUAAUGAUGAAGAAGAGGAUACCCCCGAACUAUUGCUGGGCAGCAGUGAAGAAGAGGCAGCGGAUCGCAGCGACAGUCUGAAGGACUUCAUAGUUGAGGAUAAGACAGGGGACAAGAAUGAGGAGGUGUCAGAUGAAAUAGCUGUUUCUCUUCCACGCCAGUGUGAGUCAGCUGACACACUUUAUCAUGGGUCAAUAUUUGCAGGUAAAAGCACAGUGUUGUAUGAUUCCUUUGCUUCUUUCCUCCUUUUGCUAGUCAUCACUGGGUCUCAGCUCAAUCACUUUCAAGUGGUCCUCAAAGCCCUUAUGAUCAACGUCCUGGAUGAAACCUUUCUCAAGUCUCUUUAUGGCGGUGAUCGGACAAAGCGAUAUGCUCAGGAGAUGAAGGCGUCGCUGUUCCACUUUGAUGAGCGGACAAUCCUCCCUCGCCUGGAGAACCUGAAACAGCGGAGCCGCUGGACCGACCGGUACAAGGAGCGUGUGGAGUGUUACCCCAAGGUCCGGCUUUUGAAGUUAGGAUUGCAUCAGAGUGUUUGUGAGGCAUGCAAGCUCCAGAGACCAUGCAGUUUCAGUGUGCGUCUCUCAGGGCAACUGUACAACCUCAACAGCCUCGAAGAGGACCAAUUCAUGCCCGAUGACACACAGGCUUUCAGUGUGGGCUCCGUUUGUGCCAGCCGAACAGAGGUGUAUCAUGCUCUGAAACACUUCAAGUACCACUUGUUUCAACACUGCCGGACAGUGAUGGAGGAGGAGGAGAAGAAUGGAGAGGAGCCAGUGAAGGAAACAGUGAAAAGGGUUUUCACAAAACUGGAGGAGAGGGGCUGGAUCUCAGAGCAAUAUGAGAAAUUCCAGGACCAUCUCAAUGAUGCAGACUACUUCCAGGAGGAGAAGCUAGACUGAAGGAUUACGACAGACAGGAUAAAGGAUCCAUAUCUACAUCCUAUUAUAGGCAUCCAUUUAACAGUUUUAUGGUUUAUUCUGCACAUUGUUAGGGAAGAAGUAUUUGAUUAAUAUAUAUAUAUAUACUGUUUAUUUGACUUCAAUUCAAUGUUAACGUUUAAGAUUAGUGAGAAGCUUUUAAAAACCAUUUCCUCCUUUUGUUACCAUUUAAGAAGACAUCUAUUACUUCUGUAUUAUAUCAACCAUUUUAUAUCAUGCUCAUAACUCUUACAGUAUAUAACAUACGUCUGCACUAAAUGUAUCUGCAAAGUUUGAGCGAUGAUGCAGAAUACUCUGGUACUGCUGUAAAUCAAAGAAAUGUUACUCCUGAGUUCUUUAAACUAUCCUGGUUACGUUCCCUACUUAGUUGAAGCAGUGUUGUCCAUCCAAUAGUUAAGAUAAUGCCAAAUGGAGUUUGCAACGACAGAUGACCUCAAAUGACAUGAGUAAUGUUCUAUAUUGCGGAUUACACUAUCUAGUGUAGAAAGAUGGUACGACUCUUCUGAGUUUUGCUUCAUUUCUAUUAAAAAGCUUGUGUGAUGCUUCAUAAAAGAAAUAAUAAAAACUCCAUUAAACAAUAUCUUGUCCAUCAGCA
Oncorhynchus mykiss (rainbow trout) is the source of this 2400-nucleotide messenger RNA. The record is from RefSeq and is a predicted model, not a curated record. NCBI's taxonomy places the organism in Eukaryota, Metazoa, Chordata, Actinopteri, Salmoniformes, Salmonidae.